AUGAUGCAUCUGCCGGUCCUCUUGGCGCUGCUAGGCCCUCUGGCGGCGACAGUGACAGCGACAAACAGCAGUUCGACGGGUCCGGACGCGGACGGCAAGUACUGGAUCUACGGGACGGGGAUCCGGGCAUCAUUCAUCCCAUAUGGAGCGUCGGUGUCGAACCUGCUGGUGCGCGACCAAUGGGGCAUCGAGCGCGAUCUAGUGGGCGGGUUUGACAACGCGUCGUACUACGGCAUCGACCGACAGCACCCGCACUUUGGGGGGGUUCCGGGACGGUAUGCGAACCGGAUCCGCAACAGCUCGUUCGAGGUGGACGGGACGACGUACCACGUGCUACCGAACGAGAACCCAGAGCCGCCGCUAUACCCUGACGGGGUGGACACGCUGCACGGCGGGCCGCACGGCUGGGACUGGCGCAACUUUUCGGUGGUGGCGCACACGGCCAGCAGCAUCUCGUUCUCGCUCGUCGACCCGGCCGGCAGCCAGGGCUUCCCGGGUGAAGUGGAAGGCCUGGUGACGUACGCGCUGGGCGACCACACGUGGCAGCUGCAGAUGAGCGCGGCGGCGACGACGGCGCGGACACCGAUCAUGCUGAGCAGCCACGUGUACUGGAACCUGGACGGGUUCGCCAACAACGAGACCAACACGGUGCUCAACCACUCGCUGUACCUGCCGCACAGCGGUCUGCGUGUGGCCACCGACAGCAUCCUGAUCCCGACAGGCGACCUGGUGGCGAACCAGCCGGGCUCGGUCAACGAUUUCUGGACGACGCCCAAGCAGCUCGGCGCCAAUUUCAGCAGCCCGGCCCUGCGCGGCAACUGCGGCUUCAACUGCACCGGCUACGACACCUGCUACCUCGUCAGCCGAGAAGCUGGCACGUACGACUGGCGUGACAGCCUCGUGGCCCGGCUGCAGUCGCCCUGGUCUGGCAUCCAGCUCGACGUCUUCUCGGACCAGCAGGCCUUCCAGAUGUACUCAUGCAGCGGCCAGAACGGGUCCUUGGCGCUCAAGCGCACACAGGGCCUUUUUGGCGACGACGCGCCGUUUCCGCGCACUAUUCCGCAGUACGGCUGCGUCGUGCUCGAGGUCGAGGACUGGAUCGACGGGAUCAAUCAGCCCGCAUGGGGCCGCCAGGACCGCCAGGUGUUUGGACCGGGCGAUGCGCCGUUUGAGCUGCAGGCGACGUAUCGCUUCAGCAUAAACACGACUGCUGUGUAG
Grosmannia clavigera kw1407 is the source of this 1218-nucleotide messenger RNA. RefSeq names its product aldose 1-epimerase. Bases 1 to 1218 code for a protein of 405 amino acids. Lineage: Eukaryota; Fungi; Ascomycota; Sordariomycetes; Ophiostomatales; Ophiostomataceae. The transcript has a single exon. Gene Ontology annotation, molecular function: aldose 1-epimerase activity; carbohydrate binding. Gene Ontology annotation, biological process: glucose metabolic process; beta-D-galactose catabolic process via UDP-galactose, Leloir pathway. The record is from RefSeq and is a predicted model, not a curated record.